AUGCUGCCUCCUGACGAUGAACGCACCACCGAUACCAUCCCCGAACCUCUCCAGUCUUCCAUCAAACACCUAGACUACAGUGACCUAUUGUCGCUCGCCAGAGCCAGCAGAUUGAUCUAUGCCGAAGCAACGCCCGUCAUCUACGCUAAUGCGCAUUUGGAAUACACCUUUGGUGAACGUCACGAUAUUAUGAGAGGUCCCACGCUUCUUCACGAGUUCCUCGAAAAGCUUUCAUCUGCAUCUUCCGCACUCUACCACCACUUGACAAUCAUUAACAACAACAACCAUGCGCCUGGAAGAUCUCUGUCCGCCAAAGACAUGAACAUCCUUGUCGAUUUGAUCAACUCGAAGCUACCCAACCUGAGUUCUCUGGAAAUCAGAUCCAUCGACCCUGAACUCGACACCUGCUCAAAUGACGAAGAUAUCGGGUUCGUCCAAGACGCUCUUCGGAUCAUUGCAGCCGCAAGACCCGUUGCCCGUCUCGCCUCAUGUCCCAAAGUCUCCUUGGAACCGAGACUGAGCUUUUACCUUGCCGACGACAUAACGUACGACGAAGAAAUCACGUUGAUCAUGACUGUUCCGGAGGCAUUGAUAGUGACAGAAGUCGUUCCAACGCUGGUUGGGAUCAAAGGCUGGCGACGUCAAGCUCAGAGUCAUUACGCAACAACUCGUCAACAAGGAGAUUAUCUCAAACUCACCUCUGUUCUGCGCUCCAAGAUGGUUGGGGAUGAGCAGACUACUGGUUCUUGA
Aureobasidium uvarum is the source of this 750-nucleotide messenger RNA. Lineage: Eukaryota; Fungi; Ascomycota; Dothideomycetes; Dothideales; Saccotheciaceae. The record is from the annotation of a GenBank genome assembly.